Molecule: messenger RNA, 3032 nt
Organism: Arabidopsis lyrata subsp. lyrata
Lineage: Eukaryota; Viridiplantae; Streptophyta; Magnoliopsida; Brassicales; Brassicaceae
Exons: 3
Coding region: 1095-2813 (572 amino acids)
Source: RefSeq, a predicted model, not a curated record
AACUCUCUCAAACCUAACUCUCUUUGAAGACGAUCUGACUCUUCCAAUCGCCGAUUAAGCCCUCUGUCGCCGCCGUUGAAAGUCGCCGUGAAACUGAACCUGACGCCGGCACUAUUUCCGCCUUAGAUCUGUCGGAUUUGAGCUCAAAUCGAAGGCAUGUCCUUUAUUCAGUUGAUUUUUUCUUCUUUUUCGUAUUUCUUCUAGGUUUCUUUCUUUCAAAUCUAGCUCAAGUCUGAUGUUCUAGGUACACCAAAUCUAGCUAAAGUCUAAUCGAUUCUUGUUUUGCAUGCCUCUGUUAUUUGCGAUUUCAGAACGAUUUCAUAACAUUAUUGUUUUUGUGGUUUGAUUUAGGCGUAUUUGAACAAAAUUUCUUUAAAAACUUGGAUAUGUGCUAUGUAAUUCGGAUCUUCUUUUCGUUAUUGUCAGAUAGAAAUUGAGUAUAAAAUUGCUAUGAAAUUGUGUUUUGAUAUUGUCAUAUAUAUUCUCUUGAUUGUUAAUUCAAUACCUUAAUAAUCUGUUUUUGCUAUGUUGGAUUCCGCCUUACUUGUGUUUACCCUAAACAAAACCAAACAUCAUAACUGGCAUGUUCACUUGUGUUUCUUCAGACAUCAUAACUUGUGUUUCUUCUGACAUCAUAACUUGUAUCUGAUUUUUUAGUACUUUGAAAAAGAAACAAGAACUGAGCAGUGAAUUGCGGGGACCAGUAACAGGAUUAAAUUGCAUGUUCACUAAACUCAUACUAUUUUUCUGUGUUUGGUCCCAUCUUCUUACUCUAGUAUUUGUCCUUUUUCCAGUUUUGUUUCUUACUGAGAUUGUGUUUAUCUCUUUCGUUUGAUUGGCAAAUUUAUCAGGUAUAAAGUUCAGUUUUUUUUUUUGUAUUCUACCUUGUUUGUUGUCUGAAUCUUGUUUUUAGUGUUAGAUCGAUUAAGUUAUUUUUUUUAGUCAAACUUUCAGUGAUUCACUUUCUUGCAUAACCUUAUACUCACUCUAUAAUUUUGUUUUGCAAGUUUUGCUGAGUGAAAUAAUGGGACUUUGAAGCUUAUCAUUUGCUCUUAUCAUCACAAGACAGGUUUAUAUUACGGUAUCAACAUAUAAUGUUGGACAAGGAUUGGGUGCAUCUUGGCAGAGCUGAUCCUGCUUAUGAGAGAGGGGCUACAAAGUUUGUACGGGCUGUGGCUGCAGCUUUGGGAGACGUCGAUAUGAUUAUAUGUCCUUGCAUUGAUUGUCGUAAUAUAGAUCGUCACCUAGGUAGUGUAGUUGUUGAUCAUCUUGUAACAAGGGGAAUGGAUGAAGCUUAUAAGAUGCGGUGUGACUGGUAUCAUCAUGGAGAAUUGAAUGCAGUGGCUGAAAGUGAAAGCAAACUAAGUCACUGGAAUGACGAGGUAUUUGAGUUAUAUCAAGCUGCUGAGUAUUUGGAUGAAGAGUUUGCAGAAAAGCUUGACUUGGCUGAGAUUGCAGAGGGUGAUGACAAGAAAGAAGAUGAGUUUCUUGCAAAGCUUGUAGAUGCUGAAACUCCUUUAUAUCCAAGUUGUGUGAACCAUAGCAAGCUGUCAGCUAUUGUGUCUUUGUUUAGACUUAAGACACAAAAUGGAUGGUCUGACAAGAGCUUCAAUGAUCUUCUAGAGACAUUGCCGGAGAUGUUACCAGAGGGGUGUGUGCUACACACAUCAUUGUAUGAGGUGAAGAAGUUUUUGAAAUCUUUUGAUAUGGGUUAUCAAAAGAUUCAUGCUUGCGUUAAUGACUGCUGCCUAUUCAGAAAAAAGUACAAAAAGCUUGAGAAUUGUCCUAAAUGCAAUGCUUCAAGAUGGAAGACUAACUUGCACACUGGUGAAGUAAAGAAAGGUGUCCCACAGAAAGUAUUACGGUACUUUCCGAUAAUCCCACGCCUUAAGAGAAUGUUUAGGUCUGAGGAAAUGGCUAAAGAUUUAAGGUGGCAUUUUAGCAACAAAAGCAGCGAUGGAAAACUCCGUCACCCUGUAGAUUCAGUAACAUGGGAUCAGAUGAAUGCCAAAUACCCUUCAUUUGCAGCCGAGGAAAGGAACUUGAGGCUUGGACUUUCCACAGAUGGAUUUAAUCCAUUCAACAUGAAGAAUACCAGGUAUAGUUGCUGGCCCGUUUUGCUAGUAAACUACAAUUUGCCUCCAGACUUAUGCAUGAAGAAGGAGAACAUCAUGUUGACAUUGUUGAUUCCUGGUCCACAACAGCCCGGUAAUAGUAUUGACGUCUACUUGGAACCACUUAUAGAGGAUCUAUGCCAUCUGUGGGAUAAUGGGGAGUUGACUUAUGAUGCUUUUAGUAAGUCAACAUUUACUCUUAAGGCAAUGCUGCUUUGGACAAUUAGUGAUUUUCCCGCGUACGGGAAUCUUGCUGGCUGCAAAGUAAAGGGUAAAAUGGGUUGUCCUUUAUGUGGAAAAAAUACAGAUAGCAUGUGGUUGAAAUUCAGCAGAAAACAUGUCUUUAUGUGCCAUAGAAAGGGUCUGCCCCCAACACAUAGUUUUAGAGGGAAGAAGUCAUGGUUUGAUGGAAAAGCUGAACAUGGGAGGAAGAGGAGAAUAUUAAGUGGCCAGGAGAUUUAUCAAAACCUGAAAAACUUUAAAAAUAGCUUUGGGAACUUGAAACAACAUGCAAGUAAGAGAAAACGUGUUGAAUGUACUGGAUCAAGUUCUGAUAGUGAUGAUCUAUCUAGUGAGUCAGAGGAGGAUGAAGAGGAAGAGGUAACAGUAGAUGAGGAGGAGUUAUCAAGAUGGAAGAAAAGGUCAAUCUUUUUCAAGCUAUCUUAUUGGCAGGUGUGUCCUUUUUUCAUGUUAUUCUAGUAUUGUCUUGGAUUUAAACAAGUAAACUUUGUGUAACAGUUUUGUUGUUUUUUGCAUUCUGGUUAUAGGAACUCCCGGUUAGACAUAACUUAGAUGUCAUGCAUGUGGAGAGAAAUGUGGCUGCGAGUAUUGUAUCGACAUUGUUGCAUUGUGGGAAAUCCAAAGAUGGUCUAAAUGCUCGCAAAGAUCUGGAGGAGCUUGGUAUUAGAAAGGAUUUGC